AGACAGGCUAAAUCGGACAGCAGCCAAUUGCAAAGGAACAGAAGUGCUAACCAAUGAAAAUGAGGAAGAAUGCAGGUCGAGAGGUACAUAUUGACGAAAGAUGAACACAGCUACUGGUCAUAAGUACACAGAAGCGAUUAGUGUCUUUCAGAAGCGUGAAAGACUGAGGAAAUCUUUACGGUAUAAGAAAGCGCUGACUGAAUCUUAAACAAUUCAAGAGGAAAAGGACUUCACAGUACUACAGGUAGAGGUAAGCGAAAACUAAUCGUCUGUCGGAAUGUAAAAUUAAAAUUAUUUGCAACUUAGGAUUAAAAAGCUUAGUAGUUUUUGCAACGAGCUGCAGAUCUUUUUCAAAGCAGUGUAACAAGCUAGAAAGAAUCUACAUAAUCACUAACAGCUGAGUGGGUGGAUGUCCAUGAACGUUGGAGGUCCGGGUAAUCUAGUUCCAUUUAGUGAAUAAUACCGACUUCGGUUCUUAAUCUAACUCUCGAACCUGUGCUGACUGCAAGGUGUUGUUCAACUUCCCUAGCAACGACCACACGGCGAUAACUAAUUCAUGAGGUUAGAAUUGUCAAAAUUACGAAAUGGCAAUGGGUGGAAAGCCACAAGUAAAUCUGCCAGAUUUUUUAAUAUUCUAAUCGACUUUUAAACAACCGCGACACUAUCAGUAUUACGGAUUCCGUUGAAUUUGAAAUGUUGCGAAUUAUAACUUCCGCCCGAAAAGUGAUCAAAGUGACAGCGUUCAAUACCUCCUUACAAUAAUUAAUGCAGAAUCAUUUAUUAAGAGCAUGAGGAAAAUGGAAAUGAUAGCCAACUUAAGAAGCUUUGAUGUUAAACAAAUUCUCGUUGUCAACGAGAAGAAUUUAGAGAAUAUAUCAACUGAUGUUAGAGCAUUAAAGGUUAAUGGCUGGCUAGGGUAUCCAGUUAGAUCGCACCAUGGUUAGAUCACUCCCAGUUAGAUUGCUGCGACCAAAAGUUAGAUCACUCCACUCGAAAGUUAGAUUGCUCCAUCAAAUACGUUACUUCGCUACCAACAUAAGUUACUUCGCUCCAUGUUGUAAAGUGAAGUAUUACUUACCAAUGAUCUUUAAAGUUUAUAGGUGAUGAUGUGUCUUGAGACAAUUCAAGUACAUCGUAUUCACUCUGUCUUUCAUAUUAGCCACCGAGCUACUGAUGUAUGAUGUACAGUGAUGAUGGAAUAAAUGAUCAUAGAAUAAAUUAUAAUGUUAUAGUCUGAAGUGUAUUGAAAAAGAUCAUUCAAAUACCAAUACUAUCCAGUGUGGCUUUUUUUUGCAGGUUGAUAUAACGAAACUGAUAUCUGCCAUCUUUAAUUAAUAAAGUACAUUACACUUUGUGAAUACCUUUCAUGAGGCUUUACUUGUUCUUUCUGAGUAGCUCAGAUUUAUUUCAAGCAUGCACAAGCAAUAUCAAUCAAUUGUUCAGUAAGAUAUGUACGUCAUUUAAUGAACUAUCAAUUUAAAUACCUUAGUUUUGCUGCCAUUAUCUUAGUUUUCUACAUGGAGUGAAGUAACUUAUGUUGGUGGCAAAGUCACUGAUUUGAUGAAACUUUGUAACUAUCUAACUUUCAGGUGGAGGGAUCUAACUUUUGGUUGGAGCAAUCUAACUGGGAGCAAUCGAACCAUGGUGUGAUCUAACUGUAAUUCCUGGCUAGCAUUUGCGCAGAAUUAACUUAGGGUGAAGUGUUUGCACUGUCAUGUUUAGAUUUUUCUUAAUUGUUUUUUUCUUGUGCAAUUUUAGGGUUAACAUGGAGCUAAGGAUUAUUUGGUUGCAUGUUGUUCUGAUUUGUUCACUGUCAUUAAUGUCAGAAUCAGCCAGGGAUGUUAACAAAGCUUUAAACAUGGUAAGGAACGAGAUGGCAGAUCAUCAAGCUAAUGCAAACAAGAUUAUAGACUUCUUAACAAAAGGACCAGGAAAGCAUCAAGUUUACAAUAGACUUGCAACGUUUGUUGAUACAUUUGGCAGUCGAAUUGCAGGCUCUGCCAAUCUGGAACAUGCUAUAGAUUACAUGCUUGAUGAACUGAAAGAGGAUAAACUUGAUAAUGUACAUGGUGAAGAAGUGAAUGUAACCCACUGGGUGCGUGGUAAGGAAUCAGCCCAAAUGAUUAUGCCCAGGAAUCACUCUAUUGCCCUGCUUGGCCUUGGAGGUAGUGUAGGUACUCCACCUGAAGGUAUAACUGCAGAAGUUUUGGUUGUGAGCUCAUUUGACGAACUUCAUGCCAAGGCCUCAGAGGUAUAUGGUACAUCUUCUAUGUAGUAUCAACUCAGUUGAUAAAUUCAAAUUAACUCAUAAUCCCCCCCCUUCCUCUCCCUACUGAUGCAACGAUGCAGUUUCUUUAGGAACUUACCUCCUUUUUUCUGUUUUUGCAUAGUUAAGUCAAAACUUCAUAAGAUAUCAGGCAGGACUUACCAUUAAAGUGGUGGCUCUCUUGUUUAGGACCUAGAUCUGGAAUUUGGGGGCAAAUGCUACUGUUGUUCAUCAUAAUGAAUUGUCACUUUCCUUGCCAAACAGCAAGUCAUAUCCUUCCUGAAUUUCUUUUUCCCCUUGUCCCCCUACUGGCUCCCAGUUAACUUCUAGCAUCAGAAGUUUCAGUUAUUUAAAAGUCAUAGGAAACUGUAUCAUUCAUAAAUGCUACUUCUAUGCUAUACUUACUUUACUCACUGGUAUUUGCAUGAGAACAAAUUCGAAGAUUAAGGCAGAGACAUAAUAUAUAUUACAAAAGAAUAUAUUGUGUAAAAAACAACUCUUUUCUCUACUCAAGUUGUCAUAAUGAUAUCUUUUUUGCAAUAUACUUUCCUCCAUAAAGGCUAAAGGUAAAAUUGUGGUUUUAAAUGAGAAAUGGAUUAGUUAUGAGAAGACAGUGGUUUAUCGUACACAAGGGGCUGCAGAGGUGGCUAAAGUUGGUGGCCUUGCCUCCCUCAUCCGUUCUGUGACACCAUUUUCUAUCUACAGUCCUCAUACUGGUUGGCAAUAUUAUGAGAAAGGUAAACUUAUCAAUACCUUUAAGUAUAUUACCUCUCUAUCCUUACCUAUUGCUUUUUAACCAACCCUGAAAAUGAUAAGAUAUGAUAAGCCUUUUUUUUUUAAUUAGCCUACUAGCCUUUUUUGCAGUGGUCAUGUGGUCUCACCAUACUCCAGUGUCUCUCACCUACAGGGCAAUGCUGAAGAAAUGCUGGAAUUGAGACCAUGAGAGAGUCAGAUGAAUUUCUUCAAGAUUAAAUUCUAAUUUUUUGAAAGUACAAAUUAAGGCAAAAUCUCAGAACUUUAAGCAUCUUCAUCUAGGCCUUGACCAAAUCAAGAAUUAGUUAUAAGAAAAAGAGAAAAAAGUCUGUGAAUGGGAAGAAAACCCUUUGGGUCACUUGACUUUAAAAAUUUGAAAUUUAUAAUUGGACAAUCUUUUGAAUAAUGUACAAAGAAGCAUUAAUUGUUGUACCAAACAGAUACCUGCAGUAUGCAGGUUGAAAAUUAUUUUACAAGCAUCUAACUUUUAUUAGAAACAGUCCUAUAUAAUGCAAGGUAGGGCAUGGCAAUUCAAUGGAUAUUGAUGUCGUUUUUUACAGGAGUGAAGAAAAUCCCGACAGCCUGUAUUACAAUAGAGGAUGCAGAAAUGAUGACCAGGAUGGCUGCUAGAGGAACAAAAAUAAUAGUUAAUUUGAAAAUGGAAGCCCAAAAUUUGCCACAAGUAGUUUCUAGGAACACAGUUGCUGAGAUAAAAGGCAGCGUGCAUCCAGAACAGGUAUCUGCAUUUCAUGGAGCUCAUUUUCUCCUUAAUGGCUACCAGGGCCCUGUUGGUCAAAGGGUGCUUAAUACUAUCCAAAGGAUAAUUCACUGUCCAGUGGAUGAGUGUUAACAAAACAGACUUCACUGUCCACCAGUUAGAUAUUUAUCCAAUAGAUAGCUAUAUCCACCUUGCGAAUAACCAGGGCCUGAUUUCUCAAUUAUGUGUGAAUCUUAUCAUAGUAUUUAACAUCUAUUUGUGAUGUCCUCUUUUUCUGUCUUUCAGGUGGUUCUUGUCAGUGGCCAUCUCGACAGCUGGGAUGUUGGUCAAGGUGCAAUGGAUGAUGGGGGUGGUGCAUUCAUUUCCUGGCAAGCACUGUCAGUUAUUCGACAAUUAGGUCUCAAACCAAAACGCACAAUGCGGAUGGUGCUAUGGACAGGAGAAGAGGUGGGUCUUCUUGGAGCAGAACAGUACUACAACCGUCACAAAGAUAGUGCAGGAAAUUUCAGCUUGGUGAUGGAGUCUGAUAUUGGAACCUUCAAGCCUCUAGGGAUAGUGUUUCAAGGCAGUGAAAAAGCAGCAGUCAUUAUGAAGGAUGUGAUGGAGCUGUUGAAGCCAAUUAAUGUCACUAACCUAACAGUUACUCAUGUUGGUGGGGAUAUCACCUUCUGGAUCCAAGAUGGAGUGCCAGGUGGAAGCUUGAAGAAUGAGAACAGCAAGUACUUCUAUUUCCACCACUCAAAUGGUGACACCAUGACUGUACAGGAUCCUGAUGCCAUGGACCUGUGUGCUGCAGUGUGGACUGUUGUGGCUUACACUGUUGCCAAUCUGGAUGAAAUGCUGCCUCGAAACUAGUAACAGCAGAACUAUGAUUACCAAUGUAGUUCUCUUUCAUUUUCAGUAUUGUAAAAAGUCUUACUACUUUUUUAAGGUAGCAAUGAGCUCAAGACACAGACACUAAAGCAAAUGAAAUAAUAUUUUUUAAAUAUAAUUUAGUGUGAGAUGAGAUGAACAUUCAGGUAGGAAAGGAGAAGGAGGGUGACAUGAUCUAUACUUUAGAGACAGGAGAACAUGUUUUUUAAUUCUAAUGCAUGCCUUUCGCCAGAUAGAAUAGUUCAUUGGAAUUUGAUUCUAGUAGUUAAAGUAUAUUUUUUUAAACACAAGUAUAUACUACUAAAAUGAUACCCCAUUCACACCAAAGCAUAGUUUAAAAUUUUUUUCUUCAUAGAAGCUGCUUAAAUUGAUGUUUGUUGACGUUAAAUGAAGCACGUUGAAAACAGAAGUUGGCCAUUUCUUGAAUCCUGUGGGAAAUUUGGUUUAUGAGUUCUCUUAAACAUGGUUUAAAUCAACAGGUUUUGAAGGUGUGAAUUAAUUUAAGUUAAGUUAACACUUUGUAGUUGUAGGUUUUUUUUAGGAAACUUAGAUAGGGGAAUAUUUCACUCCUUACUGUUUUGCAAGUUAUGGUCCUCUGUACAGGGAAAGAAAAGGUCUUCUGGGGCAUUACAAUCCUAUUCAAUAGCUUCCCUAGGACAACUUAACAAAUUCCUGUACAAGGAGGAUUCCUAAUAGCUCUACUAUGUAGUCAUAUGGCACAAGCACAAUAGCACCCAAGCUGACAUAGACAUCAGCAAAAGGUGUUGAUUCCCCUUGUUAAAGUGAAACUACGGUCACUAUUUUCAGACAUACUCUAUUCCCCUUCAGGGAAGAUGGGUCCUUUGUCAUUUUUUCAAAUAUCAAAGUCCAUCCUGCCUUUGGAGGCUUUGACUCAUAGCUGAAGCUUACUAAUCUCUGUGGGGGAAAUCUUGUCUGGACGUAACAACAUGUGGAUUUUUUUAUUUCUGGGAUAAUCCCUUUUUCAAAAUUUUGAGGAAGAUUUGUAAUUGACAGAAUUUUUCAAAUAAAAGAAUUGUUUUUCAACGGAAACUACUAAUGUUGAUUUUUAAACCGCCGAGGGAUAAUUUACGCGAACCAAAAGACCAAUAUUUCAAAACUCUUCUGGUUUCACUGAGAACCUCCAAAAUUAAAAUUAAACCACAUGGAAGUUUAAUUGAUAACGCAAAAACUUAACCGAACAGCAGGGAGCGAGGGGGCUGUCGGGCUUUAAGGUUUGAACGAGCUCGCUGCAUUUCGAAUAAGUCCCAGUGGGUUCUCGCUGAAAGUUUGUCUCUUCACUCAGUAGUCUGAAUGGGUACAAGCGAAACCCAACCAGAUGCGGAAAGUAGGUUAUUUGGAAUGGACUAGCGUCUUAUAUAGAAAGAAUUACAUUACUCCUUAUUGCUUCAAACUAGUCCAGGAGGGAUUAGAAAAUUACUCGGACGACAUUUGUGCUGACCUGUCCAACGCAUAUAAGGACUUACUAAACUUAACGUAAUUUCCCUGUAUUUCUGAACGUUCUUACCAAAAAAAGAGUGUACACACACGUAUGUAUGCUUGGUCCAGAAGCAAAGCCUCGAGGGAAAUGUGAAAUUUUGAGGACAAUCUCUCAGCCGUGGACAUUAUCAAACCGACAAACCAGCAAGCCAGAUAGGUGUUUGUUUAUUUGAUGACCCUCCCAUUAAUUUUCAUAUAAUAAUGAAUGAAUAAUGGAGAUGAAAGCCUUUAGUUAGCUUUUUUCUGCUAUCUUUGUCUCUUUUCAAGGAAAAUAAUCGGAGGACAUAUAUCGAAGUACGUUGACAGGGUUGUUUGGGAAAUAACCCCCUUCAGGCGGCUGAUAAUAUUUGCAGCCGAGAUAUUGUCCGAGAAAUGAAUAUUUGGCAGAGAGCCGAAGCUUCGAUGGCAAAUGCGAAAUUUUGAGGUCAUUAUCUCAGCCAAGGACACUAUCAGCUGACACACCAGCAAGCCAGAAGAGGUUUUAUUAAUCUUAUAACCCUUCCAUUAAUUUCUAUGUCGCACGCAAAUUUUGUUGCCUUUUGUACUUUCCGAAGCAGCAUUUGAGAGCAGCUUUUUAAUGUCGAUACCACUGGAGCCAACAAAACAAGUUCGUUUAUCUUUUAUAUACAGUAAUAAAGGUGCAAAAGUGAAACUCUUGAGCUGUUUUUUUUUUUUUUUUCUUGCUGGCUUUGUUUCUUUUCGACGGAAAUAAUAGGAAUGCAAAUAUCGACAUAAACGGUAUUAUUGCGCAAUUACUAUCCGGUGAUUUGUACCGCGUGACAUAAAGCAGUUAAUAGAAUCGUGUGAAAAUUAAUGAGAGAGUGGAAGAGGUUAUAAUUAGUAAAUAAACCCCUUCAGGCGGCUGGUGUGUCGGCUGAUUAUGCCUGCGGCUGAGAUAUUGUCCGAAAAAGGAAUACAGCCGAACCUGUAAUAAGUGGCACCGUAUUGAGCAGUCAUCCUGUAUAAGCGGUUGGUUUUAAGCAUCCCAAAAUUUUCUUCACUUGAUGAGUGUAAUUUUAUAUGUAUUAAGCGGCCACCUCUAGUAAGUGGUCAUGGUCACCCUUUACUUAGUCUGAUCCCAACAAUUACUUGAAGGGCAACCACGCAGAUAAAACUAAGAAUAAUGUUUGAGGAAUUUUAGUCGGACUUGUUCAAUACACCCUCGUAAAUCUUCAUAAAAUCCAAAGCAUUUUCCAAUAUUAUCGGAUCUCUCUGAUUAUCCAGGCAUUUUCUCAACAUAACAAUCUCACGCCUUUGACUCGAAAAAGUUCCCGGGCACGUGGUCACUAGCUAACGCCGGCUGACUUGAUGGAGUUGUGUUGACCCCAUUCAAAGUUCUUUUUCUUGGAAUUACAGAGUCAGAAUGGAGUCAAGGGCCGUUUUCCUAUGUCUUGCUUGUUUUUGCCUACCACAGUUAACAUUAGUGUCGGCCAGGAGUGUUAAUAAGGCCUUGAACAUGAUAAGGAAUGAGAUAACCGAUCAUCAAGUUGAAGCGAACAAAAUAAUGGACUUCUUGACUAAAGGAGCAGGAAAGCAUCAAGUUUACGACAGACUUGCAAAAUUUGUCGAUACAUUUGGCAGUCGAGUUGCAGGCUCUGCCAAUCUGGAGUAUGCUAUAAAUUACAUGCUCGAUGAACUGAAAGAGGACAAGCUUGAUAAUGUACAUGGUGAAGAAGUGAAUGUAACCCACUGGGUGCGUGGUAAGGAAUCAGCCCAAAUGAUUAUGCCCAGGAAUCACUCUAUUGCCCUGCUUGGCCUCGGAGGCAGUGUAGGUACUCUGCCUGAAGGUAUAACUGCAGAAGUUUUGGUUGUGGGCUCAUUUGAUGAACUUCAUGCCAAGGCCUUAGAGGUAUAUGGUACAUCGUACACUAUAACGUACUCUACAAAUCGAACGGCACUAACAGAUCAAUUGUACUUCAUAGUUUCAGUUGCCCAAAUUCAGUAAUAUCCCUGGUACAAGAAGUAUGCUUAUAGGAUCUUCAAAAAAGAGAGUUGCGACGUCUCUCCAUGCCAGCUCUCAUUUAUGACUUACCCACUCGUUCCAGCCUAACCUCAUAUCUGAACUCCUGGACUAGUUUGAAGCAAUAAGGAGUAAUGUAAUUCUUUCUAUAUAAGACGCUAGUCCAUUCCAAAUAACCUACUUUCCGCAUCUGGUUGGGUUUCGCUUGUACCCAUUCAGACUACUGGGUGAAGAGACAAACUUUCAGCGAGAACCCACUGGGACUUAUUCGAAAUGCAGCGAGCUCGUUCAAACCUUAAAGCCACUUUUACUUCCACAAAAAAUGACAGUGUAAAUUAGCCUGGUGCCACCAACAAGAACUGUCAAACUUCGUGAUGAGAGUGACAAAAGCCAUGGAAGAUCAUAUCCUCCAACUAAAUGCUUUUCAUGAUUCUGGGCUAAAGAGGUGGCCAGCAGGUUGUUCCCUCUGAAUUAUUUUAAGAGAAAAAUCUUUCGAUGAUUGCAGUGAAAUUCAGUGUCAAGUUACCCUAAAAAAAUGCCAAAAUGUAAAGCAAACGGGGUAACUAUAGCACUUUUUCACUUCCCUGGUAUAUCUAGAUUAUGUCAUUUCUUUUCCCCUGCAGGCAAAGGGUAAAAUUGUGGUUUUUAACGAGAAGUGGAUCAGUUAUGGAAAGACAGUGGCUUAUCGAGUAUAUGGCGCUAUAGAGGUGGCUAAAGUUGGUGGUCUUGCCUCCCUCAUCCGUUCUGUGACUCCAUUUUCUAUCUACAGUCCUCAUACUGGUUGGCAAGUUUAUGAAGAAGGUAUAGUAUGCCUGUGUUACCUAUAUAUCUUUUACAUAUCGGUCUGUCAUCAACCAGACAACCAUGUAAGACUUUAAAACUUUAAAGGUCAAGAACAGAUCCUUGCAGAUACCAGAGUUACUGGUAGAAAAUUCUGUGCCUGGCAGCUCAUUCAUAUCAGUAAUAGGCUAUAGUAUAAACAAUAGUCUCCAUUUAGCGCGAAAAUACACACUGAUAUUUGUUCGUGCACAUUAUCUGUUUCAACUUGCAGACAGUUUUCCGGGAGCGAAGCUGGUGGAAAACUGCAAGCGUCGAGGAACAGGAACAGAUAAUGUCCUAAGACAAAUAUACGAGCGUAUUUUCGCGCCAAAAAGAGGCUGUAGUGUUUAUCAUCAAAUAUAUACCUUCAAAUAUUUUGCGACGCGGGAAAAAAAUACUGUUUGCUGCCCGGGAUGUUCUCUUUUCAGUACUCUCCGGUAUGACGUCAUUAACAAACAAAAAUGUCCCUUUUUCUGUAACAACCCCAAAACGCUCUGUCAUCUUGAAUAAACUUUUAAAUGGAGGCUCAGCGUAGUUGACGUAAGGUUUGAAAUUGUGGAAUAUCCCUUGAGGUAUAUCCUCGGAUAUUCCCCAUUUUUAGCUGGGAAGUAUUCAGUCAUGUGAUGCGUUUAGACUAAUCGCGCGCGAGCAGAAAAUAUUUGAUUGAUUACAAUGCUAGGUGUGGCAUUCCCAUUCAUAUAUAUAUAUUGAUGUCGUGUUUCAUAGGAGUAAAGAAAAUCCCCACAGCCUGUAUUACAAUAGAAGAUGCAGAAAUGAUGGCCAGGAUGGCAGCAAGAGGAACGAAAAUAAUCGUCAACUUGAAAAUGGAAGCCCAAAAUUUGCCGCCUGUAAUUUCUAGGAACACGGUUGCUGAAAUAAAAGGCAGCGUGUAUCCAGAGCAGGUAAGUGCCUUUCAAAACUUUCUUUUAGGCUGGGACAACUGGCCCAAUCCAACAGUGUUGGAUUGGGACCAGUCACGUCACUGUAAAAGUGCAGCAGGUUACAUCUGAGCGUAGUUUCGUCGAUAAUGUUGCUUGGUCAAACACUGAAGAGUUUAUCCGGAAAAUUUUCAAAGUCGAGCUGGGUUCCAUAUGAUGCUUCGAACUUGACUGAUUUAAAUUUUUAUGUCACGUUGCCUGUUCUUCGCCCCACAAGAGAUUAUUUCUUCUAAAUGAUUCAUCCGGUCCUCUUUUUCUCUCCAAUCAUUUGCUUUUUUCCGUCUACAAGUUAUUCCAUAAGGCUUCUAUUACAAAUCUAAUACCCCUGGUUAUUAAAACCAUCCCUCGCUUUGUAUUUUGCAUUUUAACAUUACAACCACCUGGUCCCACCCUGGCAACCAAAGGGAUUCCAACAAAAUAGGUCGCCUGCAUUUUCCUGUACUUGGAGCACGUCGCAGUUGUAGGAAUUCGGUAUAGGCAAGGCUAUAUCCUUUAUACAUACUUUAUCUCUGAUUGACUUUUGUGCUCUAAACAGCUUUUAUUUCACUUCACUCAAAAAAGAAGAGCGUUAGUGAACAGUAUGGUUCAAAAGACAAAAUUAAGAACAAGAUGUUCAUUUACUUGGGUGAUAUGAGAAUUCUCUAGCCGCUACGCAGAAUCCCCCAGCUCAAUUUUGAUGGCAAGAUCUCCUUCCUUUGAUUCAGACGAGGAAAAUAUUAUCUUUUUGGGUCACACUGAUCUCCCGCUAUUAAUUUCGUAGCAAAAACUUCGUCAGUGUACAAUGAUCAUGUCUUUUUUUCUUGACUUUUAGGUGGUUCUUGUUGGCAGUCACUUAGACAGCUGGGAUGUCGGUCAAGGCGCAAUGGAUGAUGGGGGCGGGGCGUUCAUUUCCUGGCAAGCACUGUCAGCCAUUCGACAAUUAGGUCUCAGACCAAAACGUACAAUGCGCAUGGUGCUAUGGACAGGAGAAGAAGAGAAUGUCCUUGGAGGAAAACAGUAUUAUAACCUUCACAAAAAAAACGCUGGAAAAUUCAGCUUAGUGAUGGAGUCUGAUUAUGGAACCUUUAAGCCUGUAGGAAUAGCCUUUCAAGGCAGUGAAAAAGCAGCAGAUAUUAUGAGGGAGGUAGUGAAGCUUUUGAAGCCAAUUAACGCCACCAAUCUCAAAGCUGUUAAUCUCGGUGGGGAUAUCGAUCCUUGGAUCCGACAUGGGGUACCUGGUGGAAGCUUGGACAAUGAAAACAGUAAAUACUUCUUGUUUCACCACACAAAUGGUGACACCAUGACUGUACAAGACCCUGAUGCCAUGGAUUUGUGUGCUGCGGUGUGGACUGUUGUGGCUUACACUGUUGCCGAUCUAGAUGAAAUGCUGCCACGAGAUUAA
Messenger RNA from Pocillopora meandrina, 11205 nucleotides. Lineage: Eukaryota; Metazoa; Cnidaria; Anthozoa; Scleractinia; Pocilloporidae. The record is from the annotation of a GenBank genome assembly.